AUGGAGCUGACCGGCGAUGGAGCGUACCAACUGAUCAAGCAGGCAUACGGGAUCUGCAAAGAGGAAGGGCUUGAAUACUCGGGGGUAUACUUCUGCUUUAGGCAGUCGGUUUAUGAUACCCAGGAUGAUGAGCAUGGCCGUGACCCGGCCAUGACACUGCUGGCCUAUAUCCGUCGCGGGACUGGAACUUACAGAGGGUGGGUGGGUGUUGCUAGGAAGUUACACGAUCUUCUUCUUGGAGAGGGGGUGUAUGGGGUUUCUGUAGAAAUCGCUGACCCCCGAUUUGAGGACAAUCUGAGUCUUUAUGCGUGCUAUCCUACUGAUAUUAUCUGCCCGGUAUGGAGGGAUCUAGUUCCAGAAAUCAUUGCACAGGUUGAUACGACCGGGGUUAAUACGAUUGGGUGCUUCCGCAUUGGACUCAACGACACUGGCCGGUCAGACUGUGCGCCGACGGUAUUGCUGGGGGUUGAUUACCGAGUACAAAGGGACUGGAAGAGCGUGAGAGAGACAGUCGUCCAUGUCCUGGACCGAUAUAACCUCAGCUCUGUGGCGGUUCUUAUCCGGAAAGACAGUGGGAAGCCCUCCCUCUCGGCAGCAGGGUUCCGGAACCUCGAACGGACAUCGCUUGGACCGGCCGCGUGCCGUCCGGACCCAUCUUUGGGAUCUAGUUUGAGUGCUCAUGGCGUGGAUACGCAAGAUGCGAUGGGGAUGUUCACCCUGGGAGGCUGGGUCGAGCUCAGAAACCCGGAGACUGGGGAGUGGGUUCCUCUUGCGCUGACUUGUUCGCACUGCUGUUUUCCGAGAGAAGAGGGUCUGUCUGCUGCAGAUCGAGAAGUGCUUCGGACGUGGAAGCAAGAAGGAGUCCGCACUGGCGAUCCGAAUGCAGCUCGUCUGCUCUCUAUGGAUGCCCCAUGCUAUCGCGAUAUCACGGCAGGGGUUGACGCGAAGGAGUCGACAAUGGCUAGAAGCAAGGCCGACAAAGUCUACCAAAGAGUUGAGGCGGCCAGGGCGCAAGGCGAGUUUGUUUUGCCCGGUGACAAAGCAAAGUGGAAGACGGCUUCGCGGAUUCUCGAGGCGUUGGAGAAAGAUCGGGAUUCGAUGAAGUCGUUUGUCCAAAACGGCCAGCAUGUCCUUGGAAACGUGUUUGCCGCCUCGGGAAUCCGCGAAGCCCGCUCGACUGACGAUGCGAACAAGUUGUCUGUGCGCGACUGGGCUUUGGUACAGCCAAAGAGUGGCCGCUCAGCCGGGGAUAAUGCUGUAAAUCCGACCCUUGCUGAGACGAAGAAAGUGCACAAGAUAGGCCGGGUAUCAGGCCUCACGCAUGGCUGGUACAGCGCCCUCCAAUCGUGUGUUCUCGAAAACGAAACGAAGGACGGCCAUACGGUUGCGCGUAAGACCUGGGAGCACGUAGUAGCAAAGCCGUCCGGGGUCUUUCUCAAACUUGGCGACUCGGGAUCGCUCCUUUUCAAUGAUAGCGGUGAUGUUUUGGGGAUCUUAUUUGGUGCCUCAGAGAGGGGGGACAUUGCCUACUUUACUGCCACGCGCGACCUGCUCCAGGAUAUCAGGAGCAUUACAGGUGUCCUCGAAAUCCGCAUGAAGCAGGAAUAG
Molecule: messenger RNA, 1608 nt
Organism: Aspergillus puulaauensis
Lineage: Eukaryota; Fungi; Ascomycota; Eurotiomycetes; Eurotiales; Aspergillaceae
Exons: 4
Coding region: 1-1608 (535 amino acids)
Source: RefSeq, a predicted model, not a curated record